Brassicogethes aeneus is the source of this 3339-nucleotide messenger RNA. NCBI's taxonomy places the organism in Eukaryota, Metazoa, Arthropoda, Insecta, Coleoptera, Nitidulidae. The record is from the annotation of a GenBank genome assembly.
AUUGGUGCUGUCAAAAACAUAGGGUUAGGAUAAAAUUUGUAUUUCGGGGAUUUUUAGACGAGUUUUCUCGAGUGGGCUGCAGUGACAUGCAUUGAAUUAUUUACCAUUUAAAAGGUGUAUCGUUGAUAAUUGAUUUCACUUAUAUUGUAAGUUUUAACCUUGUGUUUAAGAGAGUAAGCAUAUGCAAUGUAUUGCGUUUAAUUUGUUACUAUACCUUUAAAAUGGCUUCAAAUAUCGUUUUGAUUAAUAUUGUAUACGAGAACAAGGAAGUUUUCUUCGAGUUAAAUUCAAAUGAUACCAUUGAAGUCCUAAAAUGUGAGAUAUUCAGGAAAAUCAAUUUACUACCCUCAAAACAACUAAUUGAGGGAUGGGAAUCUGAACCAACAGAUCCAAGCUGUUUAAUUAAGGAUUGUGUUAAUUGUACCGACAUGGUUUAUCUGUUUCUUACAAGCACAGAUUCUGCUCGAAGCACCACCAACCAACCAAAUAAUGCUGAGGAAAAUAAGCAAAUGGAAACAGAUAAUUUAGUUUCCAAUGGGGAAGUCCACUUAAUUGACUCUGCCCAUGAGUCAACGGCUUGCUCGAUUUUUAUUUCCAAACUAUUAAAUAAUUACCCAUCGGCAAAUGUAAACUUUAGAAAUUGUUGCUUAAAAGAUUUUGUAUCCCAGGCCCUUAAUUCCCCACUAGAUCAGAGGAAGCCAUUAAUUUUGUACUUCCACAAUGAGAACCACCGAUUUACAAAGUUCUUUUCGCCGCUUUUACAAAAAAAAGACAUAUCAAACAUCCUAAGCAACUACUAUAUAUUGGGCUGGGACAUUGAGGAUGAAAAUUUACACGGUGGCUUAUUGGCUGCCUUGGAGGAAAUAGUAGAAUUGUCCGUUGUUUCAAACAUGAUAGAAAAUAAGAUAUCUGCUGCCUUAAUAUUAGUGCCUAUUCAAAAAAAUAUCACCAUUUUUUCCUGCCUACGCGAGAAAUCGUCGGAAAGAAAUUUGUUGAAUACGUUUAAAGACGCCCUAAAAAGCUUUCAAAACGAGAUAGAAAUGGAAAAGGAGUUGCAUAAGUUGGAUAAUAAAACUUCUGAAAACGAUAUUGGAUCAGUGGAAUACCAUCUUAUGAUGGCUGAAAUGCUUGGUGAUAGAGAUUAUGACAGUUUUGAGCACAAUCAACAUGAAUACUUAAAGUCAAAAAUCGGUUAUGCCUUUUUUGGGCCACCAAGUACAGAGGAGGAGGAAAAUAUUGUUUACGACAAAGAUAAAAAAAAGAAAAUCGAAGAUUUUUAUAAAAAAAUUGUAGAGACCAACAAUAAAGUUGCCCAAUGGAAGGAUAGGGUAGUUAUAGCGUUUAUGUACAAUUGCACAGAGGUUUUGCCCGGCGAAAAAUUAAAAAGACAAAAAAAAUAUCCCGAUUACAAUCCUAAAACAGAUUUGAAUCCUGUCCCGAUUUUUGUGCUAAGAAAAUGCGAGGGAAGUAGUCAUCCAUGCAGAAUAUUUAUUGAUAACAAUGGGCGGGUGUACGACAACUGGACGAACUACCUCACGAAAAAUAAACUGCACAAGUGCGAGAUGAUCGUGCCGAAAGACGGCCGUUACGAGGUCACGGAAGACGGGCAGGUGCUGCUGGAGCGCCAUCUGUCGCCGGCGUGCGGCGUCGACGUCAAAAUCCUGCAGGUGGCCGAUUACGUGAGCCUGGCCGGCGGGCUGGCCUCUGGCGGUAUAUUCGUCGCGGCGGCCAUCCCCGCCCUCACCGUCGCGCCGGCGGCGCUCGCGGUGGGCGGCGUCGUCGGCCUGACCGUCGGCGCCUACUCCAUCGGCCGAAGCAUUUACACCGUCUUCGAUAGGACCAUCCACAAAGAGAGCAUGAGUUUUGCGAAUUCCGAAGCUAGAGGUGCAUAUUUGAACAUUGUUGCCGGUUCCUUGGGAUUUGUUGGCGCUGGCGCUACAAUGGCCGUUUCGCAACUAACCUCAAAAGGAGUAAAUAUCGGACUGGGUGCCAGGGCCGCAGUAAACACACUGAGCGCGGCAAACGUGGCCGCUGGCGGCGUAUCUCUGGCCAACAGCACUUACGAUGUUUUCGAUCAGUGGUUCAACGAUAACCAGACGCCCUCCCUUCUAACCAUGGUGCAAUUAAGUUCGUCGGUGCUAUUUUUCGGAAACGCUGUGUACAACUUUAGAACCGCCGGUACCAUUAUUGAGGAGGUGCAAACCAGGACCUUGCAGGAUUACCACGAGUCUUUGCGCAGUAACAGGCAUAGAAAAACUUUCGACAGGAUUCUAAAGUCCACAAUAGACAACAACAACGGCGAUAUCACUGCCGGGAGAGCAGACGUGAUAUCAGCCAUAACCAACAUCCAAAAUAAAGACGACGUGUUCGCCGUCUUGACGAGAUCCAACAAGUUGUUCCGCGAAAAAGGUAUUCGAGUGGUGGCCAAAGACGGCCAGAUCAACAUAAACGGCGUGCCAGUAGAGAUAGACAAUUUUAACGGCUUCACUAAAAAAGACAUGUCGUCCGCGCUCAACAACCUCAAAUCGUAUAAAUCUGUUUCAGUGGCCGCGGACAGCUUCAAUUUGAAGAAGUUGUUUGCCAACAUCAAAUUGCCGGGUCUCGACGAUCUAAUUUCGAUGACUUGCACGGUUCUGAAGGGCUACAACUCCGAUUUUAAAGCGUUCGUCAUAAAAGCUUUGGUGUCUUUGCUAUCGACGUUGCAACGUUCCAUCGUCGAGCAAUUGAUCGGCGUUUUCGGAAACUUGUACACGAACAAACUUGUGACGAUGGCGAUCGAUUUGUUUUUGAACGAAGCCAAAAACCUGCAAAAGCGACACGAACGUUGGAAGAAAUAUCACAACCCAGACGAUUACCACGAAAUUUUCGAUUAUUUACAAUUUGAUAGCUUAAAUAGUUCCAGAAUCAUAAACAUUAUGGAUUGCGUUUUGAGAUUCGACUUCGUUAACAACCAGAUGACGUAUGAUGGUGUGAAACGGUUGGUUGAUUAUUUCUAUAAAUGGUUCGCCAAGGAAUUAUACGACUACGAAAUCGACCAAGAACGUAUAUCCGAAAGAACCAGCCAUUCUUCUAGUAGACCCAAAGUAGAUUGUAAAGUAUGUGGAGGGUACUAUUACAACUAGUUAUGUUAACAAAAUUACAAGUGCACUUAAACACAACUUAGCAGGGCCAAAAUAUACAAAUGCUGACAAAUGCUUUACUAGCAUUACAAUUGUUAUGAAUUACAAACAAAUAUUAACAUAUCAAGGUGGUGAUUUUUACUUAUAGUGUAUUUAAUUAGAGGAAUUUUAAUUGCAUGUUUUUAUUGUUUAAAUAAAUUAUUUUACUACCAAAAUAUUU